This is a messenger RNA of Vittaforma corneae ATCC 50505, 2565 nucleotides long. Its product is annotated as alanine-tRNA ligase. Gene Ontology annotation, biological process: tRNA modification; alanyl-tRNA aminoacylation. The coding region runs from base 1 to 2565 and encodes 854 amino acids. The record is from RefSeq and is a predicted model, not a curated record. Gene Ontology annotation, molecular function: alanine-tRNA ligase activity; nucleic acid binding; amino acid binding. The transcript has a single exon. Lineage: Eukaryota; Fungi; Microsporidia; Nosematidae. Gene Ontology annotation, cellular component: cytoplasm.
AUGUGGUCCACAAACGAACUCAAGAAAAGAUUCUUCGCAUACUUUGAGAAGAGAGGACACAAGGUCCUGCCGUCAUCAUCGGUAGUCCCCAAGAACGAUCCAACACUUCUGUUUACUAACAGCGGAAUGGUUCAGUUCAAAAGCUAUUUUCUAGGAGAGAAAAGUCCGUACAAAAGAGUGGUAACAUCGCAGAGAUGCAUCCGAGCUGGUGGAAAGCACAACGACCUUGAUGAUGUGGGAAAAGACAACUACCAUCACACAUUCUUUGAGAUGCUUGGAAACUGGUCAUUUGGCGACUAUUUCAAAGAGGAAGCAAUUGAGUUUGCGUAUGAUUUUCUGGUCAACGACCUAAAGCUUGACAAGAACAACAUAUAUGUUACUAUCUACGAGGAGAUGGAUACAGAGUCCAAAAGGAUUUGGAGCAAAUAUGUCGAUCCCUCAAGGAUCAUCUCCGCAUCUUUUAAGGACAACUUUUGGGAGAUGGGCGAGUAUGGGCCAUGUGGCCCCUGCACCGAAAUCCACUACGACAGAGUAGGAAAUAGAGAUGCAUCGCACCUGGUGAAUAAGGACGAUCCUGAAGUUGUAGAGUUCUGGAAUAUUGUCUUCAUGGAAUAUGAAAGGACACCAAAGGGUCUUGAGCCACUGAAGAUCAAGCACAUUGACACUGGAAUUGGCUUGGAAAGAUUAUUAAGCAUAUUGAUGGGUGUCAAAUCGAAUUACAUGAUUGACACCUUCCAAAAUAUAAUAAAAUUUGUCGAGACCAAGUGUGGGUUCAAAUACGAGGAUAAGAACAGUCUCCAGGACGUUGCAUUCAGAGUUCUUGCAGAUCACUCCCGGACGAUUGCUGUAUGCUUGAACGACAAUGUCUCGUUUUCCAGCGAGGGUGUGGGAUACGUUCUCAGAAGAAUCCUUAGACGGGCAGUAAGACAUGCCCACGAUACUCUAAAGCUUGAAAAGGGGGUUCUUUCACAGUGUGUUGCAAAAGCAGCCGAGUGCAUGGGCCUCGAGAUUGAUGCCUCUGUUGUUGACGAUGAAGAAGCUUUAUUCCUUAAGACGCUUGUAAAGGGAUUGAAUCAGCUGAUGAAGAUGUACGAAUCAAAAGGCAGACUUGACGGGCCAGACAUUUUUGUUUUGUACGACACAUAUGGAUUUCCCGUUGAUCUAACUGAGUUGAUUGUGAAGGAAAAGCAGAUACCAUUUUCAAUGGAGGGAUUUAAUGAAUGUGUCAACAAAGCAAAGGAAACAAGCAGCAAGUCAAACAAGAAGCUAGUUACUGUGAACUUUGAUUUCCAAAAGACCGAUGACUCAUUCAAAUAUACUACCAAUGGUAUUACUGCAGAACUAAAGGCAGCCAUACUGGACAACGAAAGUGUGUCUGUUCUGCCCGAAGGAGCACUGGCUAUUCUUGUUUUUGAUCGAACAUGUUUCUAUGGAGAAUCAGGAGGACAGGUUGGCGAUGCUGGAACUGUUGAGUUUUUUGACGAAAGCAGCCGCAAAAUUGGUGUCUUUGAUGUGCAGGAUACUCAGAUCCAGAGAGGCUAUGUGCUGCAUAUUGGCCAGCUCAGAGGCACGGCCUCGUCUAGCGCAAAGCUCACAUACAACGAAAGUAUAAGAUCAGCCACGCGCGCAAACCACUCCUCAGUUCAUAUUUUGAACUAUUUCCUUCGUACCUUUAUGAAAACCGAGCAGCAGGGCUCUUUGGUUGAUUCGGAAAGAGCACGCUUUGAUUUUGAAAGCAAAAAACUGAGUGAUAGUACCUUGGACAGCUUGGAAGAGAAAAUCAACCAGUUUAUUACGUCAAAUGCGACCGUUACUGUCACUGCCCACCCAAAAGACGAAGUACUAUCUAACCAGGGCAUUAUUAAAAUGGCUGAUGAGGACUAUCCCGAAACCGUUAGAGUUGUCACCAUGUGCAAUGGACCAGUAACAAUCAAGGAGGUGUGCGGUGGCACCCAUGUCUCGAACACUUCGGAGAUUAAGUGUGUUAGGCUGCUUUCCGAGUCUGGAAUCAAGGCCAAUACACGAAGGAUCAUGCUAGUUUCUGGAAAAAAGGCCCUGGAAGUUGAUGAAAAUGCUGAAUCGUUGAGAAAAAGGCUAAUGGCUGGUGAGAUAGUGAAAAUUGAUUGCCAACUGUCUAUUUCACAGAAAAGAGAAAUUGAAGGGAUGAAUAAGGAUAACCUGAAAAGAAUGCAGAAAGAACUUGAGAGCAGCAUAUCAUCACUCAAAAAGGAAAUCGAAACAGGUCUCCUCAAUUUCAGGGUUUCUUCAAUGGGGUAUCCAGAUGUUUUUAGCUAUGAAUGUGCUGAGCUGUCCAAGUUUUCAAGAAAAGAGAUAGUCAAGUCUCUUGGCUCAUUGAUUGGGUCUAUCGACGUAGCUUGUGUUUUGUUUGCGGAAAAAGAUGGCGAGGUCCAAUUUGUUGCACGUGCUUCCGAGCCAGAAAACCUGUGCUCGAAGAUUGAAUCUGAGUUUUUAUCAAGCACAGUACGGAUUGUCAAAGACCAGCUGCAUGGAUCAAUACCUAAGAACUGCUUUUCAAGCGAGAGGCUUCUUCAGGCAUUUCAAUAA